This is a messenger RNA of Xiphias gladius (swordfish), 1659 nucleotides long. Its product is annotated as hydroxyacylglutathione hydrolase, mitochondrial-like. The transcript has 9 exons. Gene Ontology annotation, biological process: glutathione metabolic process. Gene Ontology annotation, cellular component: mitochondrion. The coding region runs from base 103 to 1032 and encodes 309 amino acids. Gene Ontology annotation, molecular function: hydroxyacylglutathione hydrolase activity. The record is from RefSeq and is a predicted model, not a curated record. NCBI's taxonomy places the organism in Eukaryota, Metazoa, Chordata, Actinopteri, Istiophoriformes, Xiphiidae.
AGCCUGGGAGGUUAGAGUUGAAGACGGGGCGGAGGCGGAACUGAACCAGAGCCAAACUUUUCUGGUCAAUGCCGAAGCGAUAAGGCCGUGCAUGCUGUUGUUAUGUUAUUUAAGUCCCUAGCAGGGAGUGCCUGCACUCUAAUAGGAGCUGCAACAGUCUUAAAAUUCGCACCUGUGGAAGCCCGGGCCCAAGCAGCCGCUCGCCUUCACAGCGCAGUGAGGAAGUCCUCCCUGGUGGAUCAGGCAAACAUGAGGAUUGAACUUCUCCCAGCGCUCAGUGACAACUACAUGUACCUCCUGAUCGAUGUGGACUCCAGGGAAGCAGCUAUUGUCGACCCGGUGGAACCAAUAAAGGUUGUGGAGGCUGUUAGAAAACACGGUGUAAAACUCACAACAAUUCUGACCACUCAUCAUCACUGGGAUCAUGCUAGUGGAAAUGAGAAGAUGGUGAAGAUAAUGCCAGGGCUAAAGGUCUACGGAGGAGAUGACAGAGUUGAUGCUAUUACAAAGAAAGUUUCUCAUUCCCACAGUUUCAAACUUGGAUCACUCAGUGUCAAAUGCCUGUUUACACCAUGUCACACAACUGGUCACAUCUGCUACUAUGUGACAAAAGAAAACAGCACUGAGCCACCAGCUGUUUUCACAGGGGACACGCUCUUUGUGGCUGGAUGUGGUAAAUUCUUCGAGGGCACAGCAGAGCAGAUGUACAAAGCCUUGAUAGAAAUUCUGGGACGCCUGCCUCCUGAAACGCGCGUUUAUUGCGGUCACGAGUACACUGUCAGCAAUCUGAAAUUUGCCCAUCAUGUGGAACCAGACAAUGAAGUCAUUCGGAAGAAGCUAGCAUGGGCAAAGGAGAAAUGCAGCAAUGGAGAAGCUACUAUUCCAUCCACUUUGGCAGAUGAAUUCACAUUUAACCCCUUUAUGAGAGUAAAAGAGAAGUCCAUCCAAGGUCACGUAAAGCAGACGGACCCGAUUGAAACCAUGAGAAGUCUCCGGAAAGAAAAAGAUGGCUUCCGGGUGCCCAAGGAGUGACGCCCCAUGCACUCAUUCUGACUGUUUCCGAACAACUGCUUACAACAUUGUCAGUAGUAUACUAAAGAAAAUAUGUGCAACUCUUCAAAGAUAUUUGAAAUAGACCUGCUGCAUUCACUCUCAGUCAAGGCGCACAUUUUUAUCUCUAAGUUCAGCCCUAAUAUGGCUAAAAACGUCUCUCUCAUUGUUUUAAUUUAAUUUAGUUUGUUUGGCUGAUGUUGGUGGGACAAUUUUUAAGGAAUAUAUGGCCAUUAAUUGAAUGCUUUAAAUGGAAAUAAGUUUGUUAAUCUGUAAAUGGGAGUUUUAGAGUGUAUUUAGUAUAAUGUUGUAAUAUAUUGAUGUACAAAUUCAGCUACUGCUUUGAUUGAGUGUUUAAAUUCGAAACCUUUAACAAGACAGACAGGCACUUGAGUAGCAAAUGUUGGAAUAUGUAUAAAAUUUCUUUACAGAGAAAUUACUUUCUCAAUUUAGAGAUUGAUAUCAAUGUUUUAUUCUGACCUGGAAUGUUUCCUCCUACUUUUUCUUCUCAUAUUUGCUUGAAAGCUGUUAGUUUGGUUGUUUAUUAUGUAUGAUUUGGCAGGAGUGGCUUUUAAUUCUUCCUUCAUUUAAAAGCAUUCUGUGAGCACA